UCGGCCUCGGCUCGGCGCCCGCAGCAUGCAGCAGCAGCCCGGGCGGCGGCGGCGGCCGUGAGGCGAGGGCCGUGCGCCCCGGCGGGCCCGGCACGGGAGGGCGGCGGCGCCUUUGUUGAGGCCCGGCCGCCGCGGCCUUUGUCUGCAGAUGGUGGACGCCGGCGCCUGCGCCGCCGCGGACGGCUGGAGGAGGAUGGAAGCCCCGCCGGACGGCACCGACCUGGUACCGCUGGACCGCUACGACGCGGCGCGGGCCAAGAUCGCCGCCAACCUGCAGUGGAUCUGCGCGAAGGCCUACGGCCUAGACAACAUCCCUGAGGAUCUCAGAGACCCUUUCUACAUCGACCAGUAUGAGCAAGAGCACAUUAAGCCGCCUGUUAUCAAGCUUCUCCUGUCGAGUGAGCUGUACUGCCGGGUCUGCAGCCUCAUCCUGAAAGGGGACCAGGCGGCCACCUUACAAGGACACCAGUCAGUCAUCCAGGCCCUGUCUCGAAAGGGCAUCUACGUGAUAGAGAGUGAUGACACCCCUGUGACAGAUGUUGACCUGGGCCAUGCGCCAAUAAAGAUGAGCGCCCACAUGGCGAUGGUGGAUGCCCUGAUGAUGGCCUACACCGUGGAGAUGAUCAGCAUCGAGAAGGUCGUGGCCAGUGUCAAACGCUUCUCUACGUUCAGCGCCUCGAAAGAGCUUCCCUAUGACCUUGAGGAUGCCAUGGUGUUCUGGAUCAACAAGGUAAAUCUUAAAAUGAGAGAAAUAACAGAGAAAGAAGUUAAAUUGAAACAGCAGCUACUGGAAAGUCCAGCUCAUCAAAAGCCUGGCCUGGCGCACGCCGUGGCGCACUGCAUGCUGGAGCCCGUGGACUUUGCACGUGUGGUCCGCUAUCGGCGAGAGCACCCUUCUGCUAGGCAGUCACCCUACUUCCCGUUGUUGGAGGACUUGAUGAGAGACGGCAGUGAUGGCGCUGCUCUCUUAGCGGUGGUUCACUAUUACUGCCCAGAGCAGAUGAAACUGGAUGAUAUCUGCCUGAAGGAGGCGCCCUCGAUGGCCGACAGCCUGUAUAACAUCCGGCUUCUGCGCGAGUUCUCCAACGAGCAUCUGAACAAGUGCUUCUAUCUCACCCUGGAGGACAUGCUGUAUGCGCCCCCCGUGCUGAAGCCGAACGUCAUGGUUUUUAUUGCCGAGCUCUUCUGGUGGUUUGAGAAUGUCAAGCCAGAUUUCGUUCAGCCCAGGGAUGUCCAGGAGCUGAAGGAUGCUAAAACAGUGUUACAGCAGAAGUGCAGCCGGCCUCCCGUCCCCAUCUCCAAUGCGACCAAACGCAGCUUCCUGGGCAGCCCCGCUGCCGUGAGCCCCGCUGACCUGCCGGCACCCAGCCAGCCUCCGGUGGAAGGGGGACACCGGUACCUCCUCCACCCCGAAGAACCCGAGUACCUUGGGAAAGGAGCUUCUGCCUUCAGCCCAUCCCACCCCUUACUGCCACUGAGGCAGAGACAGCAAAAAGCGGCACAGGCAGAGGACACCCCGGAUCAGCGGCAUCGAUCUAACUCUUUAACCCGAGUCGAUGGUCAGCCUCGAGGUACAGCAAUAGCAUGGCCAGACAAGAAAAACAGGCCUGUGUCCCAGCCAACACCUUUUGCUCUCCACCAUGCUGUAAGCUGUGACGUGGACCCCAGCUCCGGUGACAGCAUCAGCUUGGCCCGUUCCAUCAGCAAAGACAGUCUGGCCUCCAACGUCAUCCACCUGACCCCGCACAACCAGCCUGACCCCGCUGCUGGGAAGACUGAUGGCAGAAGCCUCCUGAGCAACGUCAACAUGGACGACGAGGAAGAGGAGCUUGUGGCCAUCAUCAGGACCGAUGUGUCUCCCCCCGGUGGGGACCCGGAGGCCCCACGGGCCUCUCCUCGGGCACUGGGCCCGAUGGCCAGGGCCAGGUCUCCCCAGAGGCCGGCAGACACCCUGGAGAGUAAGCCCAACAGUUUUUUCCUGGAGCCUCUGAUGCCGGCAGUGCUUAGGCCCGCCAAAGAGAAGCAGGUGACCACUAAAGAGGACGAGCGUGGCGAAGGGCGGCCUCGGGGCGUCGCGUCUAAGAGGUCUGUCGAGAGCUCCCAGCCUCCGGUACGGAAGAAAGCGGCCAGCGGUCACAGCGGUCGUGACUUGAACAGGACUUUCACCCCGAUUCCUUGUUCAGAACUUACUGUGAGUGCCGACCCAGCUGAGGAGGGGCCCCAGUUACCAGAAGCCACGGGAGAAGCGUGGGGGGGGCCUGUGGCCGCUGCCGUAUCUGAUCCACUCCCCCAGAGACUGCGUGACGGCUUCUUCCUUCAUGUAGGCAGGACUGACGAGGACACAGAGGGGCGGCUGUACGUGAGUUCCCAGAGCCCCAGUUCCCACGACUCGGAGCCGUGGACAAUCUUGAGGCAGGAUUCUGACUCUGACGUCGUGGAUGUCGACGAUACAGAGCAGGAUUUCCUGGGCGAGGACCAUGCUGUGCUGCUUCCCAGAUACACUGGCGAAGAGGAAUCGGCCAAGCUUCAAGAGGACAUGAAGGUGAAGGAACACGAGGACAAGGACGAUGCCAGCGGCCGCUCGAGCCCGUGUCUGAGCACGACCUCUCAGCUCAGCAGCAUGUCUGUGGCGAGCGGCAGCGUGAAGAUGACCAGCUUUGCGGAACGUAAGUUCCAGCGCCUCAACAGCAGCGAGACCAAGUCCAGCACCAGCAGCUCCCAGAAGACCACGCCGGAUGCAUCGGAGAGCUGUCCGGCCCCUCUGACGACCUGGAGGCAGAAGAGGGAGCAGAGCCCCAACCGGCACGGCAAGGACCCCGCCAGCCUGCUGGCGUCCGAGCUGGUGCAGCUGCACAUGCAGCUGGAGGAGAAGCGCAGAGCCAUAGAAACCCAGAAGAAGAAGAUGGAGGCGCUGUCCGCCCGGCAGCGCCUGAAGCUGGGCAAGGCCGCCUUUCUGCAUGUGGUGAAGAAGGGCAGGGCCGACGGCACCCUGCAGCCACUGAGGCCCGAGCACUUUACAAAGGAGCACGCGCAGUACAACGGGGAGGACCUGGAUGAGGCUGUGGCGAACGCGGAAGGCUUCCUCAAGGAAGAGCAGAGAGAGGUCGGUGAGUGUCCAGAUGUGGACAGGGAAAGCGUGGCUUUUGCCCAGCUGCAUAAACCCAAAGACCCCUCGGCCCUGCCUGACGUGGAGACGCACAGGGUGCUCUCGGCGGCUCUCCUGGAGGACGGCGUCGGGGAGGUGGUGGACGUGAGCGAGAGCGACCUGUCCAUCGAGAAGCUGAACGAGACCAUCAGCACGCUGCAGCAGGCCAUCCUGAAGAUCUCCCAGCAGCAGCAGCAGCUUCUCCUCCAGUCCCCAGCAGUGCCCACGCCGGCCUCCAGAAACCACUCCCAGGACCAAAAAGUAAAGGCCCCUGUCCACUUUGUCGAGCCCCUCUCUCCCACCGGGGUGACUGGCCACCGCAAACCGCCCCGGCUUGGCCAGGGCCGGAACUCGCGUUCAGGAAGGCCAGCGGAGCUGAAGGUUCCCAAAGACAGGCAGCUGGGCCCCUCCCGGAGCAAAACCCCGACCCCCAGCGUGGAGACGCUCCCACACCUGCGCUCUUUUCCCCCAAGCAGCCACCCACGGACGCCCUCCGACCCCAGUGCGGACAGCGUGGCGGACUCUGGUGGCACCCCCUCUGAGAAGCAUCUCUUUGACAGUUACAGGCUCCAUGAUGAAAGCAACCAGCGGGCGUUGGUUCUGCCCUCUUGCAGAGAUGCUAAUGUUCUCGCGGAGCAGGUAAGCUGCCAGGAGGGCUUGGACGCGAGUGUGAAAGAGGCGGAGCUGAGCGCCUCGACCAUCUCGGGCAAGGAGAAGGGCCUGGCGGAAGAGCCGCUGCGGAGCAAGGCCAGCCUCAUUGAAGUGGACCUCUCCGACCUGAAGGCCCCCGAUGAAGACGGCGAGCCGGAGGGCCACGAGAGCUCCCUGGUGCUCAUUGGAGACAGCGACCAGAAGCCUGUGGUUGGCUUCUUCUUCAAGGACGAGCAGAAAGCAGAGGAUGAGCUGGCCAAGAAGCGGGCGGCCUUCCUCCUGAAACAGCAGCGGAAGGCCGAGGAGGCUCGUGUUCGCAAGCAGCAGCUGGAGGCGGAAGUGGAGCUCAAGCGCGAUGAGGCCCGGCGUAAGGCAGAAGAAGACCGAAUACGGAAGGAGGAGGAGAAGGCCCGGCGGGAGCUCAUCAAGCAGGAGUACCUGAGGAGGAAGCAGCAGCAGAUCUUAGAGGAACAAGGACUUGGCAAGCCGAAAUCCAAGCCCAAAAAGCCAAGGCCGAAGUCUGUGCAUCGAGAAGAGUCCUGCAGCGACUCAGGAACCAAGUGCCCGUCCACCCCUGACAACUUGAGCCAGACUCAUUCCGGCUCCAGCCUGUCCCUGGCCUCGGCGGCAACCACGGAACCCGAGAGCGUCCACUCGGGGGGCGCCCCUUCCCACCGAGUGGAGUCGUUGGAGGCCCUGCCCAUCCUGAGCCGCAACCCGAGCAGGAGCACCGACCGAGACUGGGAGACGGCGUCGGCAGCUUCCUCCCUGGCCUCUGUGGCCGAGUACACAGGUCCUAAACUCUUUAAGGAACCCAGCAGCAAAUCAAACAAGCCCAUCAUUCAUAAUGCUAUAUCCCACUGCUGUCUGGCCGGAAAAGUGAAUGAGCCGCACAAGAACUCGAUACUGGAGGAGCUGGAGAAGUGUGACGCCAACCACUACAUCAUUCUGUUUCGUGACGCUGGGUGCCAGUUCAGGGCGCUUUAUUGCUACUACCCCGACACCGAAGACAUCUACAAGCUCACCGGCACGGGGCCGAAGAGCAUCACCAAAAAGAUGAUUGACAAACUGUACAAAUACAGCUCGGACCGGAAACAGUUUAACCUGAUCCCAGCCAAGACCAUGUCUGUCAGCGUGGACGCGCUCACGAUCCACAACCACUUGUGGCAGCCCAAGCGGCCCUCGGUGCCAAAGAAGACCCAGACGCGGAAGUGACGGGCGGCACCGUGGGGACCUGCCGGCGGCGCCCGUGCGCUGUCCUCGCCCUCGGGUACGAAGCGUGCCGUCCCAGACCCGCGUGACGGAAGGGCCUUCCCCUCCCCGCGCCCCGUCGCGGGGCCGCCCGGCGGGGAGAGGGGCCGCCCGCCCUGCCGCCCCCCGGGCCCUCGGCGGAGGCUGCGCGGCAGCGAGGGCUGGACGGCGCCCCCUACUUGAAAUGCUUCAGGAUAAGAUAAUGUGAUCUGCUCUCUGGCCCCCCGCCCCCCGCGCACCCCAUUUGCACAUUGCCUGGCGCCCCACCUUGGCCCACGCCGGCCGGUUGGAUCAUUGGUGACGAUAGGGCCGAGGCUCGCUCUUGGGUCAGAGUGUCUGAAUGUCUUCAUAAAAGGAGUUGCUAUAGAAAAUCUUUUUCAUUUGAAAUUGUAUGAUAUUUAUUGACUGUGUCUACUGCCAACCUUUAUAUUCACUUCUAAGAUUUCUGAAAAAAAUCGUUGUUCCUUGCUGCUCAGAAAACGUUUACUGAAAAUACGAGUUCACUAAAGGCACUGAAACCUGCGGAGCGUGUCUUGUGUCACAGUGACGUUUACAGAUGUGGGGUGGUUUCUGUGACGCGGCCGCGGGGGGCGGGUCCCGCGGGGGGCGGCUUCCUUCGGUGCAGGCGGCCGGCGGCCGCCCCGUGGCUGUGGCGAAGGCGGACGCGGGCGCGCGCCGGGCUUGUCUCUCGAGAGCGCGGUCUCUGCGCGGCCUCCAGGCAGCGGGCGCGAACCCUGAGCCCGCAGCUGCGGGGAGCUCGCUCGCGGUUCUGCUGCCGCGUUAAGAACACUCGUGCCCUGAACCUGCACGCCAGGUCUUUCCACGGGGGUUCCGACAGUGGCCGACACCUCCAGCGCAGACGUUCCCGGGGAGCAGGACGCCCCCGCCGCGCUGUAAAGAAGGAGCGCGGUACAGCACACGCCCGCGAGCCACUGCCUCCUCCCGCUCCUCCGGAGCCCGUGGAGACCUUGUGUGUCUCCCGUGGGGAGUGGCGCUGGGCUGUCGCCUUCUCCCGGGCUGAGAUUAAAGCCAGUGACGCGUCAUCCUCACCGUGUGCUUGAUGUACUGCACCUAUUUAUUUUGACAAAGCACUGAACUGUAAUAAAGUAACGACCUGGCUUGCUUCACGUCA
Messenger RNA from Perognathus longimembris pacificus (Pacific pocket mouse), 6179 nucleotides. It is a transcript of the gene Camsap1, whose product is annotated as calmodulin regulated spectrin associated protein 1. Gene Ontology annotation, molecular function: calmodulin binding; microtubule minus-end binding; spectrin binding. The record is from RefSeq and is a predicted model, not a curated record. Gene Ontology annotation, cellular component: microtubule minus-end. The coding region runs from base 149 to 5011 and encodes 1620 amino acids. Lineage: Eukaryota; Metazoa; Chordata; Mammalia; Rodentia; Heteromyidae. Gene Ontology annotation, biological process: negative regulation of microtubule depolymerization; cytoplasmic microtubule organization; neuron projection development. The transcript has 18 exons.